Messenger RNA from Exophiala oligosperma, 1437 nucleotides. RefSeq lists its product as uncharacterized. The transcript is spliced from 2 exons. The record is from RefSeq and is a predicted model, not a curated record. Gene Ontology annotation, molecular function: alpha-1,2-mannosyltransferase activity. NCBI's taxonomy places the organism in Eukaryota, Fungi, Ascomycota, Eurotiomycetes, Chaetothyriales, Herpotrichiellaceae. The coding region runs from base 1 to 1437 and encodes 478 amino acids. Gene Ontology annotation, cellular component: Golgi apparatus; membrane. Gene Ontology annotation, biological process: cell wall mannoprotein biosynthetic process; protein O-linked glycosylation; protein N-linked glycosylation.
AUGGCAGCUCUUCAUCAACGCGAACCCUUACCACACUUUUCCUUUCGGGAUCAUCGUCUCUGGCGAUAUAUUCUGCUGACCUCGAUACUCCUUAUUUUUCUUCUCUUCACCGGCUCCUUAAGUCCUCACGACCCCUUAUCCGCCGCCACCACAACAAAUGCCGACGAACGGCCAAACAUCAAGACAUCGCACUCGAUCCUGCAUUCAAUUCAUGCUCGUGCAGGAGGCGGUGGUGGUGGAUGGGGGAAGAGAAAGAAGAACGACGACCCAGUACAAUGGUUGAAACAAAAUUCCGACCUCGAACCUCACUUGCCUAGAUCACGUACCACCAAACGUCCUCGCGCGGCCCUCAUCAGCCUCGUGAGGAAUGAAGAACUCGACGGCAUUCUACAGAGCAUGCGUGACCUGGAACUUCGGUGGAACGGACGACACAGGUAUCCCUGGAUCUUCUUCAACGAGAAGCCGUUUAGUGAAGAGUUCAAGGCGGCUACUUCGAACGCGACAGAUUCUCAGACGGAGUACCAUGUGGUUCCUCGUGACCAUUGGAGGACCCCUUCCUGGAUAGAUCAGGACCGUUACAUGGACGCCCUGGAAUAUCUUGGUACUAUCGGUGUUGGAAAGGGUCACAUGUUGAGUUACCACAGUAUGAUUCGAUGGCAAUCCUUGUGGUUCUACCACCACCCUGCGCUCGAGUCAUACAAUUGGUACUGGCGUGUCGAACCGGACGUGAAAUUUUUCUGUGACAUCCCUUACGACCCUUUUGGGUUUCUCCAGCAAAACAACCUGGUUUACGGUUUCAACAUGGCCAUCCUAGACGACGCACGGAGUUUCACCUCCUUGUGGUCCGUCACGCGUGCGUUCAUCGAGAACCACCCGCAACUGCUGCACCCGGAAGCGGAUCUCGAUUGGUUACUCGACCCGGACAACGGAGGCGAGUACAACAACUGUCAAUUCUUUAGCAACUUUGAAAUCGGUUCGUUGGACUUCUGGAGGUCCAAAGGACCAAGCAAGUACGCAGAGUGGCUCGACCACAGCGGCGGGUUCUUUUACGAACGCUACGGAGACGCACCCGUUCACACCCUCGCCCUGGCCAUGUUCGCCGCGAAAAGAGACGUCUGGUUCUUUCGGGACGUCGGGUAUCAGCACGACAUUGCGCGUCAUUGUCCACCUGCGAGUGCGAGACUGUCGCUCCACUCGUCCUCCGAGCAUGACGAACAUCGCGCCCGACAGCCAGGGUGUGAGUGCGAGCCCACCAGUCUAGACGCGAAUUUCUACAAGCUCGUCCCAAUGGAGAGCCCGCAGGUCAAACCGGCCGAUACGUGCAUUCGUUUGUGGUUGGGUGGGGAGUGGCUGGCCAAGAAGGAAGGUUGGAAACAAGACGUCGAGCGCGCUUUCGGCGGAGAUGGGUACGGGGGUUACGUGCUGGGUGGACUGUGA